AAUUGAUCACAGACCAGGGCUUGCUUAUUCCUGAUUUGUUCCAAACCUCUUUCUCACUGGUUUCGAAGCACGCUCCCAUGCAGUUGGUAGAAUACAGCAGGAUGGCAUCACUGGGGCUCCUCGCGCUCACUGCGGCACUGUUGGCUGGGGUCUGCACUGCAGAACCACAGCCAUUAAAGGUGACCACCAUUAAGCAAGAACCGUACGCAAUGUCCAAAGGCACAGAACUGGAAGGCUUCUGCAUUGAUCUGUUGUCUGCGCUUGCCAGUAAAUUGGGUUUCAAGUACGAGCUUCACGUGGUGAAGGACGGGAGAUAUGGGGCCAAGAACGAACAGGGCACCUGGAACGGCAUGAUCGGAGAGGUUUUCAGACGGGAAGCUGACCUUGCUGUUGCCCCGCUAACCCUCACGGCCUCACGGGAGGCAGCUGUGGACAUGACCAAACCUUUCAUGCAGACAGGCCUGAGUUUCAUCAUGAGAAAAGACAUCGCCUCCGACGACUCUCAGUAUCUCAGCUUUUUGAAUCUCUUCUCCACUGAAAUGUGGCUGGGUAUCCUGGUGGCUUAUCUGCUAACCUCCUUUUGUAUCUAUCUGGCAGCACGGAUUAGCCCAUCUGAAUGGGAGAAACCCCAAGCUGACGAAAAUCAAUUCACACUCUCACACAGCUUCUGGUACACUGUCGGGGCCAUAACUCUGCAAGGAGCGGGCCCUCACCCCAAGGCCUUGUCAGGACGGCUGAUUACUGCCAUCUGGUGGUUGUUUUCACUGAUGGUCCUGGCCUGUUACUUCGCCAACCUCAGUGCCUGGCUUCAUUCAGACAGUAACCAGCUGUCAAUCAAGAGCUUUGAAGACCUAGCCAACCAAAACAUUAUUCAGUAUGGCACAAUCAAGGGCUCUUCUUCUCUUAACUUCUUCAAGAAUUCCAACAAUCCCAUCUAUCGCCGGGUCUAUGAGAACAUGGAGAGGCAGCAGAGCUAUGCGCAGUCGAUGGAUGAGGGCGUUCGUAGGGCUCAGGAAGGGAAUUACGCCUUCAUCGGGGAGUCUGUGUCUCUGGAUCUGGUUGUUGCACGUUACUGUAAUCUGAUUCGCUCUCCUGAUGUCGUCGGCAUGAGAGGCUACAGCAUUGCUGCUCCUUUAGGCUCUCCUUUGAUGAAAAACUUGAGCGUGGCCAUCCUCCAGCUGAGCGAGUCCGGAGAGCUGGAUUACCUCCGCAGCAAGUGGUGGGCCAGCAGCUGCGUAGCGGAAAACGCCCAGGCCUCGCCUCUCAAGGCCAGCAGCCUGAAGGGAGUCUUCCUGCUGCUGGCGCUCGGCCUGGGCCUGGGAGUCGCUAUGGCCCUCAUGGAGCUGGCGGCCAAAUCACGAAGCAUCGCUAACACACAGCAGAAAUCAUGUUGCUCUAUCUGGUUGACUGAACUCAGUCAGCGAUUUGGAAGAAAGGAGGAGAAGACGUCGUCAGAAACAGAAGAAAAAUGCAAAGCUUGAACCUGCGCAGGACUAACAUAGAACAUCCUUGGGUUUCUGUUCACAUAUUCAGCUGUUUUUCAUCUCUGUUUAAAAAAAAAGCUGUUACUAAUGACUUUAGAGACUGUGCUAAUGUAAGAAACAGAUUUCAUUUCCGCAUGUAUGUAACUCAUGUAUUCAUGUAUGGUAACUAGAGAUGCACCGAAAUGAAAAAAAAAAGGCCAAUACUUAACAAAAUUAAGGUUUUUGGAGGUUUUCAUUAAUUUUCGUUCAUUUAUUUGUUGAAUAAAUGAAACAGCUAAAAAAAUUGUAAACGUUUUUUAUGUCCCUGCAGACAAACUAAACAAAGCACAAUAUAUUUAAGUGCUGUUUUAAUCAUGAAAUCAUUUUAGCAGUGCUAUUCUAGUCAUACAGUAAAUGUACCUCAGCAGUGCUACUGAGGACACAUUUGAGUGAAAUUUACACAAACAUAGCCAGUCAGUCUUUCGCUAAACAAACAGAUGCUAAGGCUAAGUUAUUUAAGCUAAUGUUACUUUCUUAGCCCUCUACAGCCUGUUAUGUUUCAGCUAAAAAAUAGGCAGUUUGUGGAAGGUUUGUUAACUCAACCCUAGCAUAAACGAGUUAUCGUAUGUCAAGUUAUGCUACCUAUCGAUAUAUGCUACUGGCACUGCGUAUGCCUCCGUUCCUCCAUUAUAGGAAAAAAUAAACUUGAUAUACCUAAAACAAACUUUUUUCACUAAUUUGGCCCCACAUCUCACAAUACUUUUUCCCUUUUUAUUUGUGGUUGCCAAAUAUUCGGUGCAUCACUAAUAAUAACAACAACACAACAUACAGAAUUAGGUCUUAUUUGGAUGCUGCAGGAUACUGUUCAUUAUACUGUUCAACCAUAGACAUGAGUGCUCUUGAAAAGUUACAUAUGAUUUAUUGCAUUUAACUGUGCUUAUGAUAUAGAGGAAAUAGUAACAUAGAGAAGAGUGAAUAGUAAAUCAUUUCUACCUAUCAGUUACUUAUAAGUGAGUUUUAUUCCCAUGUAGCUUUUAGUGAGUAAACUUUGGUGCUAGUGUGGCUUGAAAUAAGACUUGUGAAUGAGAAGUUUUAUUGCUUUUGUACUGUGAUAUAACAGGCAAAAUAAAAGUUACACGCUACCUUUUUAUGCUUA
Molecule: messenger RNA, 2619 nt
Organism: Astyanax mexicanus (Mexican tetra)
Lineage: Eukaryota; Metazoa; Chordata; Actinopteri; Characiformes; Acestrorhamphidae
Product: PBP2_iGluR_non_NMDA_like domain-containing protein
Exons: 10
Coding region: 78-1481 (467 amino acids)
Biological process (GO): monoatomic ion transport; modulation of chemical synaptic transmission; synaptic transmission, glutamatergic
Cellular component (GO): postsynaptic membrane; plasma membrane; AMPA glutamate receptor complex
Molecular function (GO): transmitter-gated monoatomic ion channel activity involved in regulation of postsynaptic membrane potential; AMPA glutamate receptor activity
Source: RefSeq, a predicted model, not a curated record